Messenger RNA from Aphanomyces astaci, 1038 nucleotides. RefSeq lists its product as hypothetical. NCBI's taxonomy places the organism in Eukaryota, Oomycota, Saprolegniomycetes, Saprolegniales, Verrucalvaceae. The record is from RefSeq and is a predicted model, not a curated record. The transcript is spliced from 4 exons. The coding region runs from base 1 to 1038 and encodes 345 amino acids.
AUGGAAAACCUCGACCAACAGCGCUACGCUAAACGAGCCCGCUACUCUACCGUUCUUGCUGACGAGCCCAACGACUUGGACUCGAACUCACUUAUCUACAACUCCUUUCUCGCUUCCGAAAAAUCUGAAGUGAUUGUGACGAUAACACACUUCUCGCCGUCUGAGUUCAACCUAAUUUGGAGAGAGGUGCGCCAGUACGUCUUCCGCCAUUGGAAUGCCGGCUGUGGACAAAAGUCGAUGGUAUCUGCUCGCGGCCUGCUCAUGAUGCUGUUCACGUCGUUGAAGCACUCCGGUACUUGUGACGUCGGUGCAGCCGUAUUCAAGCAAAAGCCGAGGACAUUCGAGAAGCGCGUCAUGUCCUUCCUGACCGUUCUCCACCCAUACCUCAUGCGAACGUUCAUUGCGGCUGUCGAACAAAAGUGGCCAAUGAAGGCGCACGCGGAGUCAGGGCAUAGAUUCAAGAACUUUACGGCUGCUCGGUACGCCACGGACGUCACGUUCCACGGCAAACACUCCCUGGAUGAACACAAGGUCGAAGUGUCCAUGGUACCGAAUGGCUUCGCGAUUGACUGCACCAAGUUUUACAAGGGCAGCGUGUCGGAAAAGACAAUAUUCGACGAGAACAUCGACCCUCACUUGGCCAAGCUGGCAAAGCGCACAGGUGAGAGAACGCUUAAAGACUCGGAGCCCGGCAUGGAGCAAUGGGCCGUUCUAGCUGACAAAGGCUACCAAGGUAUUCGGCUCAACCAUCGGGCGGUGCUGCCGUUAAGAAGUCGCGAUCGCGUUAUCAUUGAGAACUACUUUGGACAGUUGAAGACACCCUGGGCCACAUUUAGCGACACGUACCGUUGGAGCCGCAUGAGCUGCGACAUCGUGUUGAAAGCAUGUUUGGCCCUGACUAACGUCGAUGUCCGUAUCCAUGCUCUGCGUGCAGAAGAUGUUGAUGUCAAUGCCCAGUACAUCGGUCGACGCAAUCGGCGCAAAGAUCUUCAAGACGAAGAAAGACGCUGGGAACGCCGACACCGAACUUGGCUCUGA